AUGUCGCUCAAAUAUACCAACAAGCUCCAAGAUAAGCUUGUUGUCGUUGUCGGGGGUACUAGCGGCAUCGGGUUUGGCACCGCUGAAGCAGCCGUGGAGCAUGGUGCGACAGUGGUGGUGGCCAGUUCCAAGCAAGAAAAGGUCAGCCGCGCGGUCGACAGGAUCCAACAAGCAUAUCCAGACGCGGCCGGUCGGAUCCGGGGCAAGACCGUCGACUUGAGCUCGGACAGUGUCGAAGAACAGAUCGACGCCCUCUACGACUUUGCGACCGAGGCCGGCAAGCGGAAACUGGACCACAUCGUCGUGACCGCUGGCGAGGGCUUCGGAACGGUGCCCCUUGCGGAUGUCACACCCCAGGCCGUCGUGGAUCCGUACAAAGUCAGACUGGUGGGCUGCACCAUGCUUGCGAAGAUUGCGAUGCGGUAUCUCGACGUCAGCGCCGCUUCCUCGUUUACCUUGACGGGUGGCGUGAGCGAUGCAAAGCCCACGGUCGGGUGGACCGUCAUGGCGCCUGUGGGUGCGGCCGUGCGUGGACUGACGCAUGCGCUCGCCCACGAUAUGAAGCCCAUUAGAGUCAAUUGUGUGUGCCCCGGCGCUGUGAGGACCGAAAUGUUCGACGCCUUUACUGGAGGCAAGCUGCAGGAGGUGCUUGACAUGUACACGGCCAAGACAUUGACCGGCAGCAUUGGGACACCGGAUGAUCUGGCGCACUGCUACAUUUCCGUGAUGGAGAACAAGUUCAUGACGGGCCAGGAAAUCACCUGUGAUGGAGGAUAUCUUUUGUGUUGA
Messenger RNA from Cladophialophora yegresii CBS 114405, 789 nucleotides. RefSeq lists its product as uncharacterized. Gene Ontology annotation, molecular function: oxidoreductase activity. The record is from RefSeq and is a predicted model, not a curated record. The transcript has a single exon. The coding region runs from base 1 to 789 and encodes 262 amino acids. NCBI's taxonomy places the organism in Eukaryota, Fungi, Ascomycota, Eurotiomycetes, Chaetothyriales, Herpotrichiellaceae.